Aspergillus japonicus CBS 114.51 is the source of this 826-nucleotide messenger RNA. RefSeq lists its product as uncharacterized. The transcript has 3 exons. The coding region runs from base 1 to 777 and encodes 258 amino acids. NCBI's taxonomy places the organism in Eukaryota, Fungi, Ascomycota, Eurotiomycetes, Eurotiales, Aspergillaceae. The record is from RefSeq and is a predicted model, not a curated record.
AUGUCCUCCUCGCAGGAGCGGAUUCGCCGCCUCGACGAGGAUUGGUCUGGGAUCACCGAUCCCGCUCUUCGCAAGAAGCUGCAAAACAAACUCAACCAACGUGCUUUGCGUAGGCGCGCGGAGACGCCAAGACCGGCAACAGGCUCUGCGCCUGCAGCAGGCCAAAGAGAAGAGCCAGGCUGCCUUGCCCCGGUCAUAUGCUCUCAUACUCCCUCGACUGGAGCCGUCCCAGCAUUGAUGGAUCGCUUCAACGCAGCAGCAUAUGCCAGAUACCAUGCCGCCGAUCCCUGCCUGGACCAUCUCUUUACGCUUUCCAAGUUCAAUGUGCUGCGUGCCUUCGUGGAUAACAUGGCGGCCCUGAGGCUAAGCAUUGAGGCCAUGGGAGAUGACGUUAUCUCCCCGUUCAAUAUGAAUUCCCCAGGAAACCCCAGCCGACAAGGCCUUCCGGCGAGUCUUUUCCCCACCUCAACGCAAUGCACAAUCUCCCACCAUCCCUGGCUGGAUUGUUUCCCAUUCCCGCGCAUGCGGGAUAAUCUGGUCAAGGCCGCGGACUCGUUUAAUGAUUGCGAGCUGUGCACCGAUAUCGUGGACCCCACCAAUGGCGAUAUCGGGAUGAUGGUGUGGGGAGACCCCUGGCUACCGCAGAGCUGGGAGGUGUCGCAGUUGUUUGUGGCCAAGUGGGCGUGGGUGAUCGAGGGGUGCCCCGAGAUAAUCGUGCAUAGCAAUUAUUGGAGGGCUAGACGGGGGCUCGGGAGGCUUAAGGUAGGCGCCGUGUGAAAUCCUCUAUGAUGUAUUCCUCGCCUCUCUCCGGUAACGGUCAAGCUGG